Gryllus bimaculatus (two-spotted cricket) is the source of this 6250-nucleotide messenger RNA. NCBI's taxonomy places the organism in Eukaryota, Metazoa, Arthropoda, Insecta, Orthoptera, Gryllidae. The record is from the annotation of a GenBank genome assembly.
GCGAGAGGAGUGGGGAGUUUGGUUAUUUUGACAAAAGGAACUUUACGUCGAAUUUGUAGUUCAUUUUUCCAUGCAAAAUCGUUCUUAAUACACGGGAGCGAACAUUUCUAGCCAUUUUGUCAUCAACACUCAUUGCUAACAUUUAUUAUUAAUGCAACUAAUGUUGGGAAAGGAAUGCGGAUAGAUACACCGGGCUCAAGAAAACGUGCGGAUAUAAUACGCGAUUAUCCCGUUAGGAACUUUAGUAUCAAAAAUUAAGUUGCAGCGAAGUUCCCCAUUUCGUACCCGUCUCCCAGCUUCCAAUUCGGCGUGUUUUAAUCAGAGUAUACAUCAUGACGUUCUAUCAUCAGUGCGACCACAGCGUGAAAUAAUUUCACUACGUGAAACCAUGUGUAGUGCAACUCAGUGCAACCAGAGAACGCAACUAUACUGUCCUCUGUCCUCUCGAUGUUUAUCGACUUUCCUAUCGAUUCAAUUCUAAAACGAUACAUGAGUCGCGAGGUCGCGAACACGCGCAGGGAUAUGCGGACAUGUAUUAUAUGCAUUUCAUAAAAAAUAGUUCAAUUGUGCACCCUUGCGAGAUCAUGCUGGAUAGCGCAUAUGUGUUUAAUGUUUCAUCCACCCCAUAAAACUUUCAUGUGUAUGUUGGGCUUGUUUUAACAUACUAAUGUAACGGAGAGCUAGUCGUAACAAUUCGACCAGUCCAGUGCGCAAAAUCCAAGAUGGUUGUACGUUUAAUGUGCAGUGUAUUCUAUCUGAAAUUGAAAUUUUAAUCCGCACGGUUUACCAUUAUUAUAAUGCCCACCACUGACAUCACAGUCUAACAUUUACUCUGUUAGAAUGGUGUUCAUACUUGGCUAGCCAACAGUAAAUUGUAACUCAGAAUGGACGAUAAUAUUGAAUUCAUGGAGUCUGAUGGGCCUGUUGCACAAGUACAGUCUCCCAGUCUUGCUGACAAUACAAAGCAAGAAUUGAACUGUAAACAGCUUUUGGAUGAAACAACAUUACCGACGGAAGACAAAAACUGCAACCUGACUAUAAUGUUAGCAUCUCAAAAGCUUACCUCAGAGGAGGAGAAAAGAAGUUCUACUCAAGUAGCAACAUUAUUAAAAGACAAAUUGAACUUGAAAAGUGGAUCAGGUGUAAAUGGUAUCGUGAAUGGUUUAGCUGUAGGAAUGGAUCUGCCUCACUCGGCUGAGUAUGAGCAUUGUUCGUUGUCAAAUGGAAAAACUGAAUUUUCUAGUCAUUGUGAUAAGUGUGAGAAGACACGAAUACAUAGUGAUAGCUCAAAUAAUGCAGACACAAAACCUGUGUCAGACUGUGUUAAUCACCAUCCUGAUAACAGUGGUAGAUCUAGUGAAACUAUUCCUAGUAAAGAUGAAGGUAAAAGUGAGUCAUCGGAAAGUGGGGAAAUACAAUAUGUAUCAUAUAAAUCGGAACUUCAAAUGCCUGAUAUAAUGAGACUCAUUCAGAAAGACCUGUCAGAACCCUAUUCAAUAUAUACAUAUAGGUAUUUCAUUCAUAAUUGGCCCAAAUUGUGUUUCUUGGCAAUGCAUGGGAGUGAAUGUGUUGGGGCAAUUGUGUGCAAGUUAGAUGUACAUCGAAAAGUUGUCAAGCGAGGUUAUAUUGCAAUGCUGGCUGUUGAUGAAAAAUAUAGGAAAAGAAAAAUAGGUUCAAAUCUUGUCUUGAAAGCAAUCCGAGCCAUGGUUGAAGAUGAUGCUGAUGAGGUUGUGCUCGAGACCGAAAUCACCAACCGCCCAGCGUUAAGAUUAUAUGAAAAUCUUGGCUUUGUGCGGGACAAAAGGCUGUUCCGUUAUUACUUGAAUGGUGUGGACGCUUUACGCUUGAAGUUAUGGCUUCGGUGAAGAAGACCAGAGCUUGCUACUUAAAUAAUGAGUUGUUCUAAUCAUGGAUUGUGAAGGGGGCAAAAACUUGAGUUAGCUUCCACUGAGAAAGAAGUAAUUUAAUUCUAAACAACUUUUUUCUUUAGAAAUUGUGUUUGUAUAAAGAGAAUUGCACAAAUGGAUGACUUUUACUUGUAGAGAAUGCUAUACUGAAAUUAUACAAGCUCAAAUCUUGUAUGUGGAUUCAUCUUGGAGGGGUAGAAGUUGCAAACUUUUAUCUCGAGUGGAGACCUAUUUUGACUAGUAAGAAAAAAAUUGCAAUGUAGCUAUUAUUGUCCAUAGUAAGAGAGGAAGUAUUGUAAUGUUGCUGCUUAAUAACUUUCAGGGAUAAGGUGGGAGCACCAAACCCUUCAGAAAGUGCAUACUUAAUGGUCCAAUCUUGUACAGAUGCUAUAUAUUUCCAUGUCACUUUACCAGUAUGCAAAUGUAUCUUUAAACAAACAUUAAUCUAAGAAUACUGUUGGAAAUUUACAAGAGGGUUGGUUUUUAUCAAAGAAAUGGUGUGUUGAUGCUUUUGUUAAAAGCGCAGCCUAUCUAGUGCUUGUUACUACUCCAUUUGAAAACUAGAGCUGGCUCUUGUUGUCAUGUGUCAUCACUCAGGCUUGUGUUGUUUGCAUCAGUACAAACCAUUUCAAAAAAGAUAUUUUAAUAGUUCUUUUACCUGUGGAAAAAGGGUGGACAAGUUAAGGCUAAGAAAAAAACCUCAUUGGAUGAAAUGCAAUAACUCCCAUACAGAUUUGACAUGUAUACAUUCAAAAUAAUUAUUUUUCUGUUUUUGAACAGAAAGGUACAGCAGUAGUACUAUCUUCCUUCUCCUAUCUUUGAUGCUGAAAGAAAGCCAAUAUUUGACAAACCUGGUGAUGCUAAGUGCUGCAGUUCCAAUCUGAGUCUAGAGCUGUAUUGCUAUAACUAAGUCAUUAAAAGGAAAAUGGAGCAUGUCUGCCAAACAGUUAAAAACUUUUCAUUCUGACUGAUUAUGCACUUAUUUGCGGUAAACAAAUGUACUUACAAUUGUAAACAGGAAAAAUUUUAAGGUAGAUGUUGAUGUAAUAUGUCAAAUUUUUUGCUUUGAGUGAAAUCAAUUGUGGGAGUACUGUGGUACAUUCUAUAAAGAGUAUUAUAGCGUAAAUAAGGUACUGUAAACUACAUAAUACCAUAAAUAAUAAUUUUCAGACAUUCACACACUUCACAAAAAAAAAUGUGCGUAAUACAUAACUGAACUUUAUAAUUUUUCUUCAACCAAAAGGUGAAAUUAUUCUGUCAAUUUUUUCCAAUUAAUACUCCCCUUCCAAAUAAAUUUAUCGGUGCUUCAUAUAUUUUACUUUUGUCUUCUUUUUUUACUCUACAAUUCAAGCAAAGGAAUCACCAUCAAUUUUUGUACUUCUUUAAACUAUUUAUAUUUGUUGCCUUGAUGUGGAAAUGUAUGCUAAUAUGUGCAUGACAUAGCGAGUUUAAGUUCUUUAUGUAUCCUUGCAAAAAGAUUAUUUUUCUGUUGUCUGGAUUAUACUAGUGCUGAAGUGUCCUUAUUGUUAACUACUAUUAGCUUUCCCCAUAAAAAAUGUUUUUAAAAUAAUAAUGAAUGUUAUCAUUUGUGUUAGAAUGAUCUUCUAAGUGCUGUUAUGAAUUCACAUUAAAAUUUUAUGCUUAUGAGAGAAGACAUUUUUGUCUUGAAUUAAAAUGAUCUCAAACCGUAAAUAUUAUUUCAUAUCCAAUCUGUGAAGAUAACUUAAAGCAUCGUUGCAUUUAAAUGAAAUAUUUCUAUUACUAUUUCAUUACUUGUUAAUUUUGAGGAAUUCAAAUUGCAUUUGCAGUGUGCAGUUUUUAUCUGCAAGUUAAAGAAGUGAGUUUUAUUCUGUAGGAAGAACUUACAACCUAAAUUUCAUUUGUGUAAGGAACAAACACUGCUCAUGUAGCAAAAAUCAAGAGUUAAGUGGAUCUACUUAUAAAAUGAAAGUUAAGCAUUCUGUGACUUUUUAGAUGUUCCAAACUUCAUUUCAAUCAGAAAUAAGUACUACAAAGCUAGUUUUGUUCAUGUAUUUCAAAAGAAUAUUUCAAUAUAUUGAAUGUUUGACGAGUUCUGUCAAAAAGUUUAAAAAUAUCCCUGCAGUCAGGAGGGAAUAAAUUAAACUGCAAAAUACAUAAGAAAAGAAAGAUGUCAUAUGAGAGAUAACUCCUGCCUAAUUUCAACAAAAAAUAUCUUGAUUGAGUGUUACUUAAGUUAUUUGUUUUAAUAAUUGAUGUUAAAAGGCAGACAGCUCACAUUUCCUGUAUUUUACUAUGCAGCGUAUUAGUGGAGACGUUUCAGCACAUAAGAAAACCCAAUCUGGAAGGGAUAGACAAGUUAGAUAUCUCUGGAAAGAAGUACAGAUGAUAUGUGGCACCUAGGAUCAAGAGACCUGCUAGUCCAAGAGGUGAUAACAGUUGAAUUCAUUCCAAAGUGUGAUCUCAACUCUCAUUUUAACCCCUGCUUGGGUUAAUGCUUUGGUUCUAGGUCACAUUUUAUCUGAACUUCACUCUGUUCAGUGGUCGGCUACCAAAUUUAACGCAAUCUACGCCACGAGAUGUGCGCGUUGUAAAUAUAGACAGACCUAGCAGUGAUAUUGUCUUCAUUCAGAUUAUGCUUUUGUGUCUACAAUUUUUUGUCUUUUUAUAUUUAAUUUUGCAUAUACUACAGGGUUUGGGUGUUCAAUAAGAAAUUUUGUCAUUACAGAUUGGAAUAUCUUGGUGAGAUUUGUUUUAUAUCGGCUUUUCAAUUUGAUUUUGUAUUUAUUGAAAAUCUGAGGUUCUGUUUGAACGAUGUGGAAUAUAUGACUAUAUAUGUAUCAAAUAAAGAACACACUUCUAGGAUCUUUGCACUUGUUAUGCCUGGUAUUGUUUUUUAAUUUUUUUUGUUGUUGAAUGUUAGUCACAGAACCAAGUCUUUGUAGAUCGAUGUUUGACCGUGUGAUGACAAAAGUGAAAAAUAUGAACCUGGUGUCGUAAUUUAUAGACAAGAUUUACUAAACGUUUAUACUGUACAAUAAAUGAAUGUAAAUAUAACAGAUUAUUAUUACUUUAUAUUGCAAAUUCAUGAUUCAUACCUUUCUGAAUGUCAUCCUGGAGAGAAUUUACUAAGGUGCAAGGUCAGAUUUCUCUUUUCAGCACACAAUCAAGUCUUACUUUAAUGGCAUUGGCUGAGACGCAUAAUAAUACACUUUAAAUUUCCUUCUUGCUGGCAAUAAUGUGCAGCAGCUACAUUAAUCUCGCAUAAAGGGUAGUAACACACUAGCGGUCUGCAACUGCAAGACCGCUGCUGAACAAAUCACACAAGUCCAUGAAGUAGCGUGCACACUGUUCAAGCGCUACAAUUAAAAUAUGUCAAGUAAAACUGCAGCAAAUUAAAUACUUAAGUCUCGCUGAAUGCUGCAGUAGUAUAGUAUUGUAUCGGGAGUGUAAAGGGGGUCAGUGAAGAUUAAGGAGUAGACUGGCAGGUCAAUUGUUAAACAUGUACUAGUGAUUGACUGGGUUAAUCAAGAUCCAAGAAUUACUCUAAUAUAUAAAUGAUUUUGGUAAUUGUUUUCUACAAAACUUCUAAUUACAUAUUUGCUCCUUUUCUUUUGUAUUCAUCAUUGGAAAGUUAAGGAAACUCAAAAAAUUACAAUUAUGUAUUCACAAAAUGACUUAUUGCAUUAGAAAAUAAUGUUUGCAAUACUACGGAAACAUGGCCAGUUCUUGAAAACAGUCAACAUUUUGCAACCAAUAAAGAAUAAAAACUUGGCUACUCAGAAGCAGGAACAUUUCCGAUUUUCAGAAAAGGAGUUAUUUAUGAAAAUAUGGGAAAGAAAUAUCUUUAAAUCGUUUUUGUUAUGAUUAUGAAUGUAGAACAUUACAGAAAAAAGUAAGAGGAUGUAUUUUAAAAGGGGCCCAUCAAGGAAAAUUCGUUACAACAUGAAUGAGCACUUCAGAGUAAAUAUGCUCACAACUGCUUUGUAGUUGUGAAUUAAAUUUUUCCUUCUUUACUGAUUUAUUAUUAUGAAAAGAAUUUGAAAUAUCUGAAACUACUAUUUAUGAUCUCUUUUUUGCAAUGAGCAUUUUCAGCAAAUAGAGUUGGGAAAAUCCUUUGAAUUUAGUAUUAAAAUACUUUAUAAAUAACUAUUUCAAUAGGUGCUAAAAUACAUUAGGACUUGACGUGCUAAGUACACAUGUACUGUAUAAUGAUUUUGUAUUAUAUAUUUUAUUGCAAAACUAUAUUUUAGUUAAAAAUUACAGUAAAUUGGAAAUUGAGAGUCAUGCACGUUUCUGAACAAUAACUAUUGUAAUGUAUUGUAACAAUAUGUAUAAACAUUUUUAAAUAUAAAUGAUAUCAA